Molecule: messenger RNA, 2970 nt
Organism: Puntigrus tetrazona (Sumatra barb)
Lineage: Eukaryota; Metazoa; Chordata; Actinopteri; Cypriniformes; Cyprinidae
Gene: pigt
Product: phosphatidylinositol glycan anchor biosynthesis, class T
Exons: 12
Coding region: 411-2336 (641 amino acids)
Biological process (GO): attachment of GPI anchor to protein
Cellular component (GO): GPI-anchor transamidase complex
Source: RefSeq, a predicted model, not a curated record
CCGACCGUUGCUGUGAAAUAAAGCAGGUUUCUUAUUAAAAUAUUUUUUUAAUUAUUAAUAGCUUAUUCAUCACACACAUUUACUUUUUACAUUUACUUCGUUUUAAAAGUCCACUGAACGAAUUCAAAGCAUUUGAAUCGCUGGAACUUGUAAUUCAGACAGUAAUUCAGAGUCGUGUAGCGACAAUGAAAUUAACUAACUUCACAGGAAAUUAGCUUAUACCAUAUUCUCGUUAAUCUAGCAUUUGUUGUCUAACAUAAAUGUUCAUAAUUUAACUGACUAUUUAUUGUUUAUAUUUUUUUAGAUUCUCGCGUCCCAUCGGUCAUAUAUCUACAUACCCUUCUCUGAUUGGUCAACCCUGUCAACGUCAUCCAGGAAGUGUGCGCUGCAAGGGAAGCGCUGUGGCGAAAAUGGCAGCGCACAGGUACGGUUUGUCUCUAGCGUUCAUUUUGAUUUUGUCUAGUUUAGUAACCCCCAGCAGCAGUGACACGCUUGAAAAAGCAAACGACAAUGCGGAAGAAAAGCAGAGCGUUUCAGACACGCCACGGGAGGUGGACAGCGACGGCAGGGCCGCCGCAGAGGAUCUGAAUGAAAGGCAAUGGCAGUCGACUGAUGUUGAGCCGGACGGAAGCGAUGGCACCAAAGACGGCGAGUCUUUUACAGCAGCAGCAGCAGCGGCGAAAGAUCAGUUUCAGGAGGAGCUGGUCAUCCGUCCCCUGCACUCCGGGGACAUUUAUGCCAGCUUCCAGUUCCGCACACUGUGGGACAUUGACUUCCUGCAAGAGCGACAGAAGGUGUCUCAUUACCGGCUGUUCCCUAAAUCCCUGGGUCAAGUGCUCUCUAAGUUUUCGGUGCGAGAGCUGCACAUCUCCUUCACCCAGGGCUUUUGGAGGACCAUGCAGUGGGGGCAGCCCUUCAUCCCCUCUCCACCCGGAGCAGAGCUGUGGGUGUGGUUCCACGACACAGCCAGCGAUGUGGAUGGAAACUGGAAGGAACUUACCAACGUCCUCUCUGGAAUCUUCUGCGCAUCUCUAAACUUCAUUGACCUGACCAACACCGUGCAGCCCAGUGCUUCUUUUAAACCACUCGGCCUGGGGAACGCUACAGAUCACCGCUUUUUACGUUACGCAACAUUACCGCGUGAAAUCGUCUGCACUGAGAACCUCACACCCUGGAAGAAGCUUCUCCCUUGUGGUUCUAAGGCGGGUCUGGCAGUUCUCCUGAAGUCGGAGAAGCUGUUUCACAGCAGUUUCCAUUCUCAGGCCGUCCACAUCAGACCCGUCUGUCAGGAUGAACCGUGCACGAGUAAAGCGUGGGAGCUGAGGCAAACUCUCAACGUUGUGUUUGAUCUCUACACGUCAGGCCAAGGAAAAAAAGAAUGGUCUUUGUUCAAGAUGUUUUCUCGGACUUUGACAGAGGCUUGUCCUCUUGCUACUUCCAGUAAAGUCCACGUGGACAUCACAGACAACCCCGAGGGGGAGCUGUUCGAGUUGAGUCCUCCGACUUCUCUUCUCAGCCAAGCCGUGGUGCUGGGAGAUCGCCGAACAUAUUCAGUGUUUGACCUGACCAGAGCCGAGACGUUUGGACAGUUACGUUCUCUCAAUCUCCUCCUGCGCUGGAAAGGAGACAGUGGCGAUAUGCUUCGUCCUCUGCUGCAUGCGGAGCGAUACGUGGCUGGUUUUGGGCUGCAGACGGGGGAAAUCCACACCGUCAUCUAUAAUAACCACCCGUAUCGGGCCUUCCCUGUGCUGCUGAUGGACUCGGUGCCCUGGUACCUGCAGCUGUACAUUCACACCCUGACAGUCACCAGCAAGUCCCGUGAUAACAAGCCCAGUUACAUUCACUACCAGCCCGCUAAAGACCGCCAUCGUCCUCAUCUGCUGGAGAUGCUGGUCCAGUUACCCCCUCACUCUAUGACAGAGGUCACCGUACAGUUUGAGAGGGCCCUGCUCAAAUGGACCGAGUACACGCCUGAUCCUAACCACGGCUUCUACGUUGGGUCAUCUGUGGUCAGCGCCCUCGUGCCAAGUAUGGUUGCAAUGGACACCAACUUCACACAAGACCAGCCGUUGUUUAGCAGUUUCGUCCCAGUCAAAGAAGAAUCAAGCUACUUUGUGCGAGUGUACACCGAGCCGCUGCUGGUGAAUCUCCCCACGCCUGACUUCAGCAUGCCCUACAACGUCAUCUGCCUCACCUGCACGGUGGUGGCCGUGGGCUACGGCUCCUUUUACAACCUCCUGACCCGCACCUUCCAGGUGGACGAGCCGAGCCUGCCGCUGGCCAAGCGAUUGGCCAACCUCAUCCGGCGCAUAAGAGGAGUGCCGCUGCUGACCUAAACUCCCGAGAGCAGACCUGACGUCUGAAAUGUCCAUAUUAGGCAGCGGAGAGCACUGUGAUGCUCAAAAGGCAGCUGCUUUCCAGCCCUGGAAAGACCCGAUGCCAAGUGACGGUUCUGAACUUCUGUUGAACAAAUGAGCUACCGAGACGGAUUAGACUUCUUUUUAUGUUUUGUUUGGGUUUUUUGAGUCACAUAAACACAGAUUAGCAAGCUUUUUUGGGUUUUUUUUUUCGUUGUUGACCUAAGUCAGAAAAACACUACCGUUUCGAUUAAUAAUAUUUGAGUCACACAAAGAUUAUCCACGUUUUUGCUUUUCGUUUUUUUGAGUUCUAUACAUUAAGUAAAAAUUAGCCUCCUCGUUUUGUUUUCGGAUCUCUUAAGCGAAGACAUUUUUGCACUGUUGUUUUGGAAAAUGACACGUGAAGAUUUCUUAAAGGAGCUGCAUGGUUCGAGCAUCUGGGAGAAAUAUAAGUGGAAGAGUGAUGCUAGGUGUACUCCCUUUUGAGAGCGUGACCAGGCCUCAUAGACACUCAGACACUACAACCCAACUGCUGAAAGUGGAUGUCUCAGAAUGUGGCAGAUAUUUUCCAUGUUUUGUAAUGCACUGAUAUUUAAAUACGUGUUGUUGUGAA